AUGAUUAUAGUAAAUGUUUGGAGAAAGUUUCUAGUCCUAGAAGAAGUUAAAAUAUCAACCAAAGAUCCUUAUCAAUUCCGAUAUAUACCAAAUGUAAAGAAAGAUCGUUUUGAAUUUUGGGUAAAAGCAAAAGCAGAUGCUCAUAUCUCGUUAAGUAAUGCCCCUAUAUUAUUAGAUCCGAAAGUUGUAAUUAUAAUUGGUGGAUGGGAUAAUACGGGAACUGAAAUUAAUAUUUGGUCUGAUGAUGUUCACUAUCAUCAAAGUGUACCAGAUCUUUUAAAUGAAAAUGAAUAUCGUGGUUUUUGGAUUAAAUGGAAUUAUAAUGGUAAUAUUGCAAUUGGAAAAAAAGGUGAUAGAUUUCCAUUUAUAGCUUAUAAUAAUACGAAACCAUUUUUUCCAAUAAAUUUCAUUGGAGUAACAUGUCAAAAAGGAUAUGAUGGUUUUUGGAUAAUUAAUGAAGACUUGGAUUACAAAUUCGAUGAGUAA
This is a messenger RNA of Condylostylus longicornis, 486 nucleotides long. RefSeq lists its product as uncharacterized. The transcript has 4 exons. NCBI's taxonomy places the organism in Eukaryota, Metazoa, Arthropoda, Insecta, Diptera, Dolichopodidae. The record is from RefSeq and is a predicted model, not a curated record. Bases 1 to 486 code for a protein of 161 amino acids.